Metarhizium album ARSEF 1941 is the source of this 1704-nucleotide messenger RNA. RefSeq names its product GTP-binding family protein. The record is from RefSeq and is a predicted model, not a curated record. NCBI's taxonomy places the organism in Eukaryota, Fungi, Ascomycota, Sordariomycetes, Hypocreales, Clavicipitaceae. The coding region runs from base 1 to 1704 and encodes 567 amino acids. Gene Ontology annotation, molecular function: GTP binding. The transcript is spliced from 3 exons. Gene Ontology annotation, cellular component: nucleolus.
AUGGGAACAGGUAAAAAGGAGGUCAACAGGCGUAGUCGCCUAGGAAAAAAUGGAAAUGGCCUCGCAAAUGUCCGUGUCAAGGGUGAGAAUUUCUAUCGCAAUGCGAAGAAAGUCAAGGCCUUGAAUAUGUACAAGGAGGGCAAAGCGCAGAGGAAUUCUGAAGGCAAAAUCACGAAAUCAGCCUCUUUCCAGUCCCGAGAUGUUCCAGACGCUCGAAUCGAGCCUAGCCGAAAGUGGUUCACAAAUACCCGUGUUGUGUCGCAGGACACCCUGAAGGCGUUCCGUGAUGCCAUGGCAGACAAGGCAAACGAUCCAUAUCAGGUCCUUCUCAAAUCAAAUAAGCUUCCUAUGAGCCUUAUCCGAGAUAGCCAAGACACCAAUGGGAUUAAGCAACACAAGGCGAAAGUGGCGGUGGAAACAUCACCUUUUGCAGAGGUGUUUGGGCCCAAGGCGCAACGGAAACGGGUCAAGCUUAAUGUUAGCACCCUGACAGAUCUGGUUGGAGACACUGCGAAGAGCAUGCACACCUACGAAGACCGCUUGGAGAAAGUUAGACUACUCAGCGGAAUGUCGGGCCAGGAUGAAGACGAGCGACAAGUCACGAUGGCAAUUGAGCCUGUUUUCGACAAAGGCCAGAGCAAACGAAUCUGGAACGAGUUGUACAAAGUUAUCGACUCCUCUGAUGUCGUUAUUCACGUACUUGAUGCUCGUGAUCCUGUGGGAACCCGCUGCCACAGCAUCGAGAAAUAUCUCAAGGAAGAGGCCCCACACAAGCAUUUGAUUUUUGUUCUGAAUAAGUGUGAUCUUGUCCCUACCAGCGUCGCCGCUGCUUGGGUUCGGAGUCUAUCUAAGGAAUACCCCACGUUAGCCUUCCAUGCCAGCAUCAAGAACUCAUUUGGCAAAGGAUCUCUAAUUCAAUUAUUGAGACAAUUUUCCUCCCUACACUCAGAUAGGAAACAAAUUUCUGUUGGGUUAAUUGGAGGGCCGAACACCGGCAAGUCCUCCAUUAUCAAUACGCUUUUAAAAAGGAAAGUAUGCGCAGUGGCCCCAAUACCCGGGGAGACGAAGGUUUGGCAAUACGUAAGCCUGAUGAAGAGAAUCUACCUCAUUGAUUGUCCAGGUGUUGUGCCCCCUUCUAGCAACGAUACUCCCACUGACCUCGUUCUACGUGGUGUUGUUCGGGUCGAAAGGGUAGAGCAUCCAGAGCAGUACAUUUCUACUGUGCUGGAUAGGGUCAAGCGCCAUCACAUGGAGAAGACGUAUGAUCUUAAAGGGUGGACCAACGCAGUUGAACUUCUUGAGCUUAUGGCAAGGAAAAGUGGUCGCCUUCUACGAGGUGGAGAGCCUGAUUUAGAUGGCGUUGCCAAAAUGGUGUUGAACGACUUCAUGAGAGGGAAAAUUCCCUGGUUCACAGCUCCCCCGUCAACGGACAAAAAUACCAAUGGCAUCAUUGACCAUAACGGGAAGCUUGGUGAGAUGCCGAAGAAACGAGGCCUAGAGGAGGCUGACAAUGGUUCCAGCUCCGAUUCUGCGGAAACGGCCGCUGAUGAGUCGGACAUUGGGAGGGCCUACGAUGGUGAAGAGGUCUUCGAGGGAUUCGACAACAAAAAGGAUGCUCCAUCAUCUAGGGGCCUAAUCAGUGGUCCGUCUAUUAAAUCGUCUGAUGCCAGCACAUCAACAAACAAGCGACGCAGAAAAACUUGA